This is a messenger RNA of Perognathus longimembris pacificus (Pacific pocket mouse), 2548 nucleotides long. RefSeq names its product chromosome 2 C10orf90 homolog (gene C2H10orf90). Gene Ontology annotation, biological process: regulation of centriole replication. The coding region runs from base 21 to 2186 and encodes 721 amino acids. The transcript has 10 exons. The record is from RefSeq and is a predicted model, not a curated record. Lineage: Eukaryota; Metazoa; Chordata; Mammalia; Rodentia; Heteromyidae. Gene Ontology annotation, cellular component: cytosol; centrosome; centriole.
UGAGGAACCAUGCGGCGGGCAUGGAUUUUGUGAAGAACAACUGGUUUCCUUCCCAGAGAAGAGCCAAAGUGUGUCUCUUCCACGUGUGCCCAGGCCUGCCGGGUUCCCAACAGGCAGCCAGCAGAUAUGAGAUCCACAGUCGGCUUUUAUCAUCCCCCAAAGAUCCCUCUGCCUGGGAGAAAAAUGAAAGUCUUUUGAAUGCAGGAUUCCCAGAGCGCCACUACAGUGCAAGAGAUCAAUUUGCCCUUCAAAGCCUCCCGCCUGAUGUUGCAGAGAGGAGCUCUGACUUCGCCAAGGAGAGGCUUGCUUCCCAGCCCCCGAGGAUGCUGUCGUCCCUCGUCAUCGCGCGGCUGAUGGACGAGAACCGAUCCCAGGAGGACGGGCCGCCCCUGGUCCUGCCGCUACCGCGCGCGCUGGCGAGGCCGGCCUCCGCCCACCGCAGGGCCCUCGCCCCGUUUCCCGACAGACUGGGCAUCCCGGCGCCCUCCGAGGAUGGGGGGCCCCGGCCCCCGAGCCCGGGCGGCCCUCGCCGAGGCUUCGCAUCCAUCACCGUCACGGCCCGGCGCGUGCGCCCCGCGGCCAGCGCCCCGGCAGCCUGGGGCGCAGGGCCCGACUCGCUGUGCCCCAAAUGCCGGUGCUCCCCGGGCCUGGCGGGCGGCUCCCACCCGCGACAGCAGCGUGGGCCUCUCACCUGUGCAGAGAUCCCCCCGCGACACGGCCCCGUGGGGAGGCAGAGGAGCCCGCAGGCCCGCACCAGGCCGUGCGGUGCGCCCCGCGAGCGCGCGGUGGGCGCCCACGGGGAGGACGCAGGGGGCGGCUUGGGGGCGGACAGCUCCCCACCGGGCCGGGACGCGCUGGUGUUCAGCUCCUGCGUCCACCUCCGGGUGUCCCGGCCGUGCCCCAAGGCCGGCUGCGCCCUGGGCAAGGCCCUGUGGGUCCCCGUGCAGCCAGCCGCCCCGGCCGCCGGCCCCCAGACGCACCGGUCCGUGCUGUCGCUCAGCCUCAACUGUAGUUCCCACCGGCCGACAGCAGAUGGAGGCGACGGCACAGCGAACGCAGAGCCAAUGGGCAGCCUGGAGCCCGGGCUCGGCCGGCCACCCCUGGCCCUCCCCGGCCCGGCCUGGGGCCCGGCGCCCCCCGACAGCCAGCCCCAGGAACAGCCGGCCGUGGAGCGGGUCUUCCUGGGGACCGGCCCCUGUCCUUGGAGUGGCUCUCCCCCCCUGGGAGACAGGGAGUGGACAGACGCGGGAACCCAGCAGCUGGCGGUGAAAAAGAGGAAGGAAGACCCCGCGGCCUCGCGCACGGGCUGUCCCGGCAACCAGCUGUCCAUUCACAUUCCGGGCUGGAGCUUCAGGGCAGUAGAAACAAAAGUAUUUUCUGGAAGCAGCAAAGCACAGCAAGGACAAUCCCAUGGGACACUGUCAGCUCCCUCGGUGCAACAAAAGCCCUGUAAGCAGUCUCCUCCCGAUGGGGACAGUUCACCAAGCGAGGAUGGUCAGUCUAGCGACCUUGCUGAGCCCACCGAGAGACGGCGUCCAAGAUUCCUGACACCCAAAGUCCCUUGGUCUGGGUUUCUUUGUCCCUUCCAAGAGUUGUACACCUCUCUACAGGAAGACAGUGUUCAGAUAGGAAGAGAUUUCCCCAAAGGAGAUUAUACAUGUUGUGACUUAGUGGUAAGGAUAAAGGAUUGUGAGGAUCCUAGCACACCCAAACCCUCGCCUGCGCCCCCAUUGCCCCAGACUUCUGACCUAUUGGAAGAUGGUUCUGAGCCCCAACAAACAACCACAGGCUCCAUGACCUUGCAGGAAGCGCUGGAGGUCCACAAACCGCAGUUCAUCUCUCGCUCACAAGAACGGCUCAAGAAGCUCGAACACAUGGUCCAGCAGAGGAAAGCCCAGCAGAAGGAGAAGCUGGGGCAGAAACAGAGCCCGUCUCCCCUCCGCACCAGCAAGAAGCAGUUCACCAUUCCUCAUCCACUCAGUGAUAACUUGUUCAAACCCAAAGAAAGGUGCAUUUCAGAGAAGGAGAUGCAUAUGCGCUCAAGGAGAAUCUAUAAUAACUUGCCGGAAGUGAAAAAGAAGAAAGAAGAACAGAAGAAAAGGGUGAUCUUACAGAGUAACAGACUCCGAGCUGAAGUCUUCAAAAAGCAAUUACUGGACCAGCUCCUUCAAAGGAAUGCGGUGUGACCCCAGCAUGCCCCGCUACCCACGAGCCCAACCCGAGGAGACGUCCAGACGCUGGAUAAGCCAUUAAACUUAGCGUGGUCUUCACGACACCACAACUUUUCUUUUUCUUUUUUUCUACAGGAAGCAUCCCUUCCUGAGUGACCCAAACAAACAGAAACAAUAAUUGACCAGGAAAUAGGUCAAUCUGUUGCAGGGAAAUCAACACCAAAUAACCCACUAGGCUUCCUUCCCCUCAUUGGUUGACUUUUGGAUUUUCCCCUGUGUUUCCCAUCUUUCACCUCAGCAGAAAGCCACUUAGUGCGCUUAGCUUCUGGAGAAGGGGGAAGGGGUGUUCUCUUGUCAUAUGUUUGAUCCAAUGUCCU